This is a messenger RNA of Heterocephalus glaber (naked mole-rat), 2048 nucleotides long. RefSeq names its product proline rich 20G (gene Prr20g). Lineage: Eukaryota; Metazoa; Chordata; Mammalia; Rodentia; Bathyergidae. The record is from RefSeq and is a predicted model, not a curated record.
GCAGAGCUCCUGGUUGAACGUCUGGACCUGCUUAGUCUCCUUUCUUCGGCUUGGUAUCAGCCACACCUUCGACCCUGCUGACUUCCUCAGACUUUCAACCCCUCGGGCCUCUUUUCUAGAAGGUUUGCUUGGCAGUGGCUCUGAUUAUCAGAGUUCCAGAGCCAGCUGCAAAGAACACAGCGAGGAAAUCAGUUACCCAUGGAGGAGCAAAGGCCUCCGAAGCGGCCCCGCGCAGUGGCUCCUGAUCCAGCCUCAGAUGGGGACCUCAGGGAGUCAGACUAUCCUGGUGUGGAACCUGAAGACCCAGGUGAAGCAGAUGGCCCAGUGGAGCCAGGACAACCUGAGAAACCCAUUGCUUAUGUGAACCCCAUGAGAUGCGAGGUCCCUGUCCAUGCAGAGCCAGCUGAACCUGCACAAAGAGGCCGCAUCCGGAGAAGACCCCGGCAAACAGGGAGAGCUCACACUCGGAGACAGAGUCGGAGAGCAGGAAGGCGUAGCCGCUGGGAGACAGACUCCCAGGAGCAGCUAGAAGAAUCUCAGGAGCAGCUAGAAGAAUCUCAGGAACUAGAUGUGCAUGGACAGGUGGAUGACCAGGAAGAGCCAAGCCAUGUGGAUGUGGAAGCCAGGUGGACCCCACCCUUCUCCUUCAUCACAGCACCUACAGUCCAUGAAGACGAGGUGUCAGGGCAUAGAUCCCACCCAACCCAGGUAGCAGGGGAAAUCCGGGAGCCGUCCCCUGUCUCAGGGUACUGGGCUGUCUUGGGAAGGCAGAUUUCAGCCAUCUAUCCCUGCAUAGGCUUCAUCCCACUGCUCGGCUCCUCGCUGCACUUCAUGGAGACCUCCUUCGGCACCCACGUGUUCGGAGUCCCUGUGUUCUUCACCAACAUCGCACGCUGACCUGUCACCUGCUUCAGCUUCCUUCCCUCCUGCUUGGGACUGUGUGUAAUACUGCUCCCUCCUCGCUCAGAACCAAGGAGAGAAUCAAUCCCAUUUCUGCUCCACACCUCCCUGCCUGUACCUAGCAGUGCCUUCCUGUUGUUGGCUCCAAACCCUCCUCCAGGAUCCCAACAACACCUGCCAGCUGCUUCCAAAGCCCCUCCUGGCUAUGUUUUAUCUACGCACACAUAUAUUUAGUUCCUCAGGGCUUGUUAAAAUAAAUCAGCAGUCUCCUCUUGUCCUCCUUCCAGGCACGUUUUUUCCUACCCGAUAUGUACAACCACCAAAUGUUUUUCAAAAAGACAUCAGGAAAGAGGGGGAAAAAAAGGAAAAAGUGACACUCAAGGAAAUAAACCUAAUAGAAUAUUCAGGAAAGUGGACUUUUACAAGAAUAUAAUUAAUACCCUCAGAGAGAAAUGGAAUGAUCUAUCCUUGAGAUGGUAGCGUGUGGUACAUAAAAAAGCCAAUUACAGAGACUAGGGAUGAGAAACAAGGUUGUUACAAUACAAAAUUAUGUGGAUGGUUUGAGUCACAGAUUGGAUGGGGCUGAAGAACAAAUCAGUAAAAUAGAUGUUUGGGCAGAGGGAGGCCCCGGAAUGUAGCAAAAGAUGUGACAGAUGAGUUCCACUGAAAGCAGUUCUGAAAGAAAGGCUAGCUAACACAGGAGAAUCUGAACAUUUGGAUGAGAGCAACAUAUGAAGAAAUCAUGGCCACUUAUUCCCCCAAGUGAAAGACAUACAUCAUUAGCAAGAUAUGAGAAUAACACAAAUCUGGAAGUAUGAAACAUGAUGGCGAGAAAUUUCCAAAGGCAGCCUGAGAGAUGAGCCCCACAAGGAAAGCUCAGAUUCGCACUGGACUUUGCCGAGCAGCGUUGGUGAGUUUGAGAAGCCACGGGGCAACAUCCUCAGAGCUUUGAAGGGAGCUGACUCUGAACAGAGAAUUCUGUAACUUGGACACAUUUUUGGGGUGGGGAGGGAGGCAGGAAGUGUCUGCCCAAGAUGGAGGCCACAGGAUGGGAGGAAGGACUUAGAAAGGAAAAGGGAAAAGCUCGAAUCCAAAGCAUGAAUUUUCCCCGAACUUGCAGCACACAACUUUUAAUAAAUGAGGUAAUA